Sorex araneus (European shrew) is the source of this 753-nucleotide messenger RNA. RefSeq names its product V-set domain containing T cell activation inhibitor 1 (gene VTCN1). NCBI's taxonomy places the organism in Eukaryota, Metazoa, Chordata, Mammalia, Eulipotyphla, Soricidae. The record is from RefSeq and is a predicted model, not a curated record. The transcript is spliced from 3 exons. The annotation marks the transcript as partial.
GGGAGACACUCCAUCACAGUCACGACACUCGCCUCCGCUGGGAACAUCGGGGAGGAUGGGAUCCUGAGUUGCACCUUUGAACCUGACAUCAAACUUGCAGAUAUAGUGAUCCAGUGGCUCAAAGAAGGUGUGAUGGGCCCCGUACACGAGUUCAAGGAAGGCAAAGAUGACCUGUCAGAGCAGAAUGAAAUGUUCCGAGGCCGGACAGCAGUGUUCACUGAUCAAGUGAUAGUUGGUAAUGCCUCUCUGAGGCUGAAAAAUGUGCAACUCACAGAUGCGGGCACAUAUAAGUGCCACAUCAUUACCUCAAAGGGCAAGGGGAAUGCUAACCUUGAAUAUAAAACUGGAGCCUUCAGCAUCCCAGAGGUGAAUGUGGACUAUAAUGCCAGCUCAGAGACCUUACGAUGCGAGGCGCCCCGGUGGUUCCCCCAGCCAACGGUGGUCUGGGCAUCCCAAGUGGACCAGGGAGCCAACUUUUCAGAAGUUUCCAACACCAGCUUUGAGCUAGAUUCUGAGAACGUGACUAUGAAAGUUGUAUCCCUACUGUACAAUGUCACAAUCAACAACACAUACUCCUGUAUGAUUGAGAAUGACAUCGCCAAAGCCACAGGGGAUAUCAAAGUAACAGACUCUGAAAUUAAAAGGCGUAGUCGCCUACAGCUGCUGAACUCCAAGGCAUGCCUGUGUGUUUCUCCUGUCUUUGCCACCAUCUGGGUUCUCCUGCCCCUCGCUCCUUACCUGAUGUUAAAAUAG